Molecule: messenger RNA, 810 nt
Organism: Lampris incognitus (smalleye Pacific opah)
Lineage: Eukaryota; Metazoa; Chordata; Actinopteri; Lampriformes; Lampridae
Product: potassium voltage-gated channel subfamily C member 1-like
Exons: 3
Coding region: 1-810 (269 amino acids)
Biological process (GO): potassium ion transmembrane transport; protein homooligomerization
Cellular component (GO): neuronal cell body membrane; dendrite membrane; axon
Molecular function (GO): delayed rectifier potassium channel activity; protein binding
Source: RefSeq, a predicted model, not a curated record
AUGACUUGCUCCGCGUCAGACAGCGAGAAGAUCGUCAUCAACUGCGGCGGCAUCCGGCAUGAGACCUACCGGAGCACCCUCAAGACCCUCCCGGGCACCCGGCUGUCCUGGCUCACCGAACCGGACGCCUUCAGCAACUUUGACUAUGACCCCAAGUCGGACGAGUUCUUCUUCGACCGGCAUCCGGCCACCUUCGCCUUCAUCCUCAACUACUACCGCACCGGCAAGCUGCACUGCCCCAACGACGUGUGCGGUCCGCUGUUCGAGGAGGAGCUGGCUUUCUGGGGCAUCGACGAGACGGACGUGGAGGCGUGCUGCUGGAUGAACUACCGGCAGCACCGGGACGCCGAGGAGGCGCUGGACAGCUUCGAGACCCCCGAGCCGGACGUGCCGGAGGACGACCCGGCGCUGACCGGCGGCGCAGACGGCGACCUGAAGCGGCUGUGCCUGCAGGAGGACGGGCGCAAGGCGACGUGGUGGGAGGUGUGGCAGCCCAAUAUCUGGGCUCUGUUCGAGGACCCCUACUCCUCCAAAUAUGCCCGAGUUGAGGAGCAGGCUGAGAGGUCAGAGGGGCCAGAGCUAGCUCAACACCCUUCUGUUGUGUCAGCAUAUGCUGAUGAUGUUACUGUGUUUGUCCAGGGAGAGGGAGAUGUCCGGGAACUGAAAGAAAGCCCGGUCUUAUAUGAAAAGGCCUCUUCAGCCAAAGUUAACUGGGGGAAAGAGUUUAUGCUUUAUACUCUCGUAGCUUUUGUGGCAGUAUCCCUGGCCAUCAAGACGUCCUGCCUUAAUGCUGUACAGGUGCUGCUGUGA